Hippocampus zosterae (dwarf seahorse) is the source of this 4600-nucleotide messenger RNA. RefSeq names its product EH-domain containing 2b (gene ehd2b). The transcript has 7 exons. The coding region runs from base 162 to 1805 and encodes 547 amino acids. Lineage: Eukaryota; Metazoa; Chordata; Actinopteri; Syngnathiformes; Syngnathidae. The record is from RefSeq and is a predicted model, not a curated record. Gene Ontology annotation, cellular component: cytoplasm; plasma membrane. Gene Ontology annotation, biological process: endosomal transport; endocytosis. Gene Ontology annotation, molecular function: calcium ion binding; GTP binding; protein binding.
UCCAAGUAGGAGUGAGGAAGAGGGCUGGGUCGGAAAAAAAAGCUGAGAACGACAUCAAACCUUGCAGAAGAAGCAACAAAAAGACCCAACCUCUUACCUCCAUCAUCAACCCUUUUUUUUUUUAAUUCAACCAGAGGAACACCCAUACAUAUCCUGUCGAGAUGUCGCGCUGGGGGCGUAAGAACGUGAAGAAGGCGCCGGAGGUGAUCCGCACGGUGACCGAGGGUCUGAAGUCGCUGUACCGCAAAAAGCUUCUGCCGCUGGAGCAGUACUACGGCUUCCACGACUUCCACUCGCUCAGCCUGGAGGAUGCUGACUUCGACAACAAGCCCAUGGUCCUGGUUGUGGGCCAGUAUUCCACCGGGAAGACCACCUUCAUCAAAUACCUGCUGGAGCAGGAGAUUCCCGGCAGCCGCGUAGGACCCGAACCCACCACUGACUGCUUCACUGCCAUCAUGCACGGCGAUGUGGAGAACGUCAUUCCCGGCAACGCCCUCAUCGUGGAUCCCAACAAACCCUUCCGGAAGCUCAACCCCUUUGGUAACACCUUCCUCAAUAGGUUCCAAUGCGCCCAGAUGUCCAAUCAGGUGCUAGAGAGCAUCAGCAUUAUUGACACGCCCGGAAUCCUCUCAGGAGCGAAGCAGAGAGUGAGCCGAGGCUACGACUUUCCCGCCGUGCUGCGCUGGUUUGCCGAGCGCGUAGACCGCAUCAUCUUGCUCUUUGACGCCCACAAGCUGGAGAUCUCGGAUGAGUUCUCGGAAGCCAUCGGCGCGCUGAAAGGCAACGAGGACAAGCUGCGAGUGGUCCUCAACAAGGCCGACAUGGUGGGCACCCAGCAGCUCAUGAGGGUCUACGGCGCCCUUAUGUGGUCCCUGGGCAAGGUGUUCGGCACACCUGAGGUUCUGAGGGUCUACAUCGGCUCCUUCUGGUCCGAGCCCCUCAUGGUGUCAGACAACCGCAAGCUGUUUGAGCUGGAGGAGAAGGAUCUGUUUGCCGACAUCCAGAACCUUCCUCGUCACGCGGCUCUACGCAAGCUCAAUGACCUGGUGAAGAGGGCACGCCUGGUCCGGGUGCACGCUCACAUCAUCAGCUACCUGAAGCAAGAGAUGCCGUCAGUGUUCAGGAAGGACAACAAGAAGAAGAACCUCAUCUACCAGUUGCCCGUCAUUUUCUCAAAGAUACAACUGCAGCACAACAUCUCCGCCGGAGACUUCCCCGACUGCGCCAAGAUGCAGGAGCAACUGAUGGUCCACGACUUCACCAAGUUCAAAACCCUGAAGCCCAACCUGAUGGUGGCCCUGGACGAGCUGUUGUCGGUGGACAUCGCCAAGUUGAUGCCGCUUCUGCGCCAGGAGGAGCUGGAGGCCGGCGAGCAGCCCGGCGUGGAGGGAGGCGCUUUCCUGGACACCCGCGCCGGACCCUUUGGCGAAGGUGACCCAUUUACCAAUGAGGACGACGAGGCUGACGAUGGCUGUGAGGACGAGCCAGACAAGUGGGUGGUGACCAAGGACAAGCCCAAGUAUGACGAGAUCUUCUACAACCUGGCGCCCAACGAGGGCAAGCUGAGCGGCACCAAGGUCAAGCACUGGAUGGUCAGCUCUCGUCUGCCCAACUCCGUGCUCGGCCGCAUCUGGAAGCUGUCCGACGUGGACCGCGAUGGCAUGCUGGAUGAGGAGGAGUUUGCCUUGGCCAGCCACCUGAUUGAAGUCAAGCUGGAGGGCCACGGUCUGCCCCCGGAGUUGCCCAGCCGCCUGGUGCCACCCUCCAAGCGCAGGCAGAAGGGCUCUGACGUGUGUAUCGAGUGAUGGAUGCAUGAAUGCAUGGAUGGAUGGAUGGAUGAAUGAACUUAUCAAUAGAUAAACCAAUAGAUGACAUCUAGACGGGUGGAUACAGUAUUCCCCAGCUACUCGUGCGGGACAGGGACAGUUCAGAUAUGUUUCUUCAGAAUAUUUCCUUUAUGCCAAUUACUACCUGUGAGGCAAUUAAUGUUGGCUGAAUGGAUGGAUGUAGAAUGGAUGCAUUUAUCAGUGGAUAGGCCGAUGGAUGACAGAUCGACAUAUGGACGGAUACAGUAAUUUGUGUGGGAUAGGGAGAGUUGAAAUGUCUUUGUACUACUUUCCGCUUAGCUGGGCUAUGGUGCCAACUUGUUGUGUCUUAGGCCGUUAUGGAUACAGAACAAAAAUGGGAUAUCGGAAAAAAAAGCAAUGAGGUAAAUUUGCAAAUAGUCAAUGGGGAUUACUGUAAUGGUCUAUAUUAAUAGUCUAAUCUGUAAAUAUUCCACAAACUGAAAAUGCAAAAUCCUUUAACUCAUUUACUGCCAGCGCCUUAAAAAUUUAUUUUUGACGUCUAUAGCCGUCAAUGGCAGUCAAAGAGCUAAUAUUCUACACUCAUCUUACAAUACUGCCUAUAUAAGUAAAUGAUUUACGGAUGAUUUUAUUUCAAAAAGGCCGAUACGCAAAUAUCUUAAAAACUUGUCAGUACUUCACAGUACUUCCUUGAUACCAAUUACAACUUUCCAUUUAUCUGACCUUUGGCACCAUCUUGUGGCAUCUCAUAAAAAUGUGUCAAAGACAACAAAUUAGGGAGGUUUUGCGAAUAACUAAAGCUAGUUUCAAAACAUCGUGAGUAAGGGAUUUUGCGAAUACUGAAUGAGUAAGGAAUUUUGCAAAUACUGAAUCGCCAUUAUGCAGGUAUUACUGUAAUAGAGGAAGUGAUAGAGAAGUAUAUAUGGACAGAUGGGUAGAGGAAUAGACAGAUGGUGAUGAUAGACAAGAGAUUGAUGAAUGAACAGACUCGUUUGAUGGGCUCUUGUCUCUCAAACCCCCGACAAAUACAUACCGUAAUGUUAAUUUGAAUUUUGUACAGCCAGCGCCGCGUCCCAUAACAAGAUGGGGGCACUACUAGCUUUAAAUAACUCACUGGUCACAACGUUAGGUACACCUGCACACUUCCAGAACUAGAGCUGCAUUCAAAGUUUUAUUUUUGUAAAUGUUUUGCUGCUGGGAAACCAGAAAUAUAUGCAUACUGCACUUCACUUGGAGCUGGAUAACAAACCUAUCGUGAUACUGUACUUGCAAAGAACUGAGUUUGUUCAUGUUUUGCUGCAUUCAAGAUCUCUGGGAUUUUAGAAAUCUCCUCCAAGGAACCUAACUAAAACCAUAAGGACAGAAAAAAUAUCGACCUUUGUCAAAGCCAAACUCUAAACAAAAAAAUGCACAGUGUAUUUCAAGGUGUGUCGCUGCAUACAAUGUUGCUGGAAAUGUAAAAAAUUUCAUUUGGGGGCAAACUGAACUACAUUAAUCGACUCACUGUUGAACUACGGUAGUCCAACCUCAUACGUUCCAGUUAAACAAAAAUCAGGGCUGAUGUUUGCGAUAUGUUAAUAUUUGUUUUGUUUGUGAAUAACCAUUUUGAGCAUUUUGCUGUGCUGCAUUCAAUGCUACUGGGGAAUCAGCAUGAAUUGAAUGUGAGCAUUUUUUUAGGGUUUGACCAACAGUCUUUUUUUUAAACCGAUCACCAAUUAAUCGAGUGAUUAUUUUUUAAAAUAGAUAUGUAAUAAAUAUAAACUUCUCUUUUGGUCCCUUAACACUCACAUCAAUAAAGAUAUGGUUUAAAAACAGAAAAUGUGACUGUCAUACGUUACUUUGUGCUUUCGUAUUCAACAGCAUAUACUUUUUUUUUUUGGAGAGGUGAGGCAUUUUGAUGUCAUUAUCUAUGUCUUAUGUUAUCAUGCUACAUGAGUAAAAAAGAACAAUCGGCAAAAAUGGGACAAUUUCCCCCCGCCCCCAAUUUUAAAAGAGUGAUCGUCUGAUUAAUUCGGCCAGCAGAGUGCAUAUUUUUUAUUCAACAUUUUACUGAAUAAAUUAUUGCAAAAAAAAAGACUCAUUCUCAUGCGAAACAAUUUGUGUUAAAUGCCAGCAUCAUUAAUAAUUAAGCUUAAAUAUAUUCGACUUUUACAACGUCUGUUGUAAAAGUUUGCUAGUUUCCUUGAAUGCAGCAUUAGUUAGUGCCUGGUUCAUCCAGGAAGGAUGUCAUUGACACAUCAGGAGAGUUGGGGCUGUGCCAUUUUGAUUUUUGAGGUGGACUGUACCAUAUGACACCAAAGAACCUGAAAUUGUGCAAACAAACUUGAUGUGAUAACCACUUUUCAUUGCCCAGGAUCAGAAAUGUCCAUGAUUCCAGUUUUCCUGAAAGCAGCAUUUGUUUGUUAGUUCUGCGUUAUUUCCUGGUCUUUCAUUGGUUCGGAUUAGACAGUGCAGGUGUACUUAAUGAAGUGGUUGAAUAAAAUGUAUUUAUCAUAACUCCUAAGUGUGAUGUAUUAUAGCCAUUUACUGUGCACGCCGCUUCCUUAGCUCACCCGUUGUGUAUAUCGCCACUCUCCUUCGCAUCAUUAAGCAUAUAUUUUGCCACGAAAACACUUUUGCGGCUCGAUGCGCACCUUGUUUUUUUUUUUUUUGGGGGGGGGGGGGGUGUUGGCUCAUUGCUCACAUGACUGUAAUAAAGCGUACACAGAGACCCAAAAUUACUACUACUACUACUGUGCACAGUGCCACCGCCUGGCCUCAUGUCGGCUACACAGCAAUAAAGUUACUUGACUGUG